CCAGCCGCCGUCGUGAUCCAUGCAUAACUGGCAGGAACUCCAGGAGCCAGCACCCGGCCAGGGCCGGGUGAGGGAAGGAGGGCCUUAGGACUUCACCCAGCCUGUUUUCAUCUGAACGCAGUCAGAAUCCAGCUCAAGCCCUCCUACACACACAUGCGCAUUUGUGCACCAUGCUACAGGCACACAGACAGAGCAAGUGAAGGGAAAAACCCGUCAGAGCUGCGGCAUCUGGGUACACAGUGAAGCAGGGGGACGCGUACAGGUGGGAGCACAGGCUGGCGGAGGUCGGGCUCACUCGCUGCCGGGCUCUGCACCUGGAGGACGGUCGCUGGGCCCCGGCCGGGCGAGGCAGCGAGGGGGAAUGGUGUCCGGAGGCAUGCAGAUCCUCGGCUUCAUCCUGGCGCUGCUGGGGACCCUGGGGGCCACAGUGGCCACUCUGCUGCCCAACUGGAAGGUGAGCGCCGACGUGGGCUCCAACAUCAUCACAGCUAUCUCACAGAUGCAGGGCCUGUGGAUGGACUGCACCUGGUACAGCACCGGCAUGUUCAGCUGCACGCUCAAGUACUCGGUGCUGCUGCUGCCCGCCUACCUACAGACGGCACGCACCUCCAUGGUACUCUCCUGCGUCCUUGCCACACUGGGACUCUGCCUGGCCGCCCUGGGGCUGAAGUGCACUCGCUGGGGGGGCAGCCGCAGGGCCAAGGGACACGCUGCCCUCGCUAGCGGCACAUGCUUCACUCUGUCCGGGGUCCUAUGCCUGGUGCCGGCAUCCUGGUUCACCAAUGAGGUCAUCACCAGCUUCCUGGAUGCCAACGUGCCUGAGAGCAGCAAGUUUGAACCAGGAGGAGCCAUUUAUGCUGCCUUCGUGUCUGCAGGCUUCCUGCUUACGGGAGGAGUCAUCUUCUGCAUCUCAUGCCCGGGGAAGAGUGAGAGACCCCAGGACUUUACUGCCUCACCUCCAGACAAACCUCUCCCUCAACCACCACUGGUCCACAGCCAGCUUCCCCAACCACCACUGGUCCAGGGCCAGCAUCUCCAGCAGCCUCUGGUCCAGGGCCAGCAUCUCCAGCAGCCUCUGGUCCAAAGCCAGCAUCACCAACAGCCUCUGGUCCAGGGCCACCAUCUCCAGCAUCAGAUGGUCCAGGAGCAGCUUCACCAGAGUGAACCCCACCACGGGCAGCACUAUGUCCCCGCUCCGGCUCAUCCCGAGGACAGCCGAGCAGGAUACAUCCUGCAAGAUUACGUGUGACCUUCCCGUCCAGGCGACGGGGACGUCUCAGCCUGUGCAUUAGCAAGGAGGCCGCUAUCUUUUCAUCACCUUUCCCUCCCCCCACCCUGCUUCAGCUCAUCCUCCAACAGAGAAGAGGCAGGACGGACAGCCGCAGCACUGGGGAUGGGUAGCGAGUGCCGCCAGGAGGAAACAGCCGCCCUCGGGGCUUCAGCACCCGAGUCACCGAACCAAAGGGGUUUGUAGGGAAUGCAUCUCUGUACGCUUGUAGAAAGUGCUGUGUUAUAUUUCUAACUGCGAAAUCGUCUGAUAAGCUAUGACUGGUUCUGUAUGUCGCAGCAAAGGGACUUGGAUGACUGUUCGUGUGAGGGCAACCAGCACUACUAGAUUUAUCUAGUUAGUGGGGUGCUUAGAAUUCCAUUUAGUUACUACAACUACAGCUUUCUGCCUUAUUUCUGAGUGCGUUCUAUGCAGUUUUCAUUUCUAAAUGGUGGUCUAUCUGUUUCUCCUCUUUUGUUAUAACGCUUUGUUCCGUCAUGGCUUGUACCUGUCCUAUGUAUGACUGUCCGACAUGGAGCCUGACCCCCCACUGCUGCAUGGGAUACGGUUUUGCACCCCACAGUACCGGGAGGUCAUACAUUCAUGACCCGCUGGAACUGAGCUCAGCUGUUUCCACACACGAUUAAGCUCCCCUAUUAGGCGCAGCAGAGUGAGAAAUCACUUAAUAAUCUGCUGUCCGUUACAGGCAGCCGCGCGCGAGAGGAACCGGCAGGCUGUGCUCCUGCCAAGGCUCUGAGCACAACUCUGAGUCUGGGCUCGGCACAAAACGGAUACAAAACCGGGUUCAAAGACAUAGUCCACACUUACAGCCGGAAAGGUCACCCUGGAUGGGAUGUCGCUACCUCAUGGGUAACUGCUGACGGUGUGGGCAGCAGGAUAAUUAGGACAGACAGAGGGAGACACGACCCGAGAAUGUGGCCACUCCCUCUACAGGAGGAAAGGCUCGGUGGAGCGCAGCCCCAGAUAAUGCAACUCUUUACCCCCCUCCAUUAGAGUCCCCUCGGCUGGUCGCACACUGCUCAUAAAUCCUGAAGCAGCCCCCACCCCCACCUUCACAGGCACUAAACCAUGCACCACGCACACACUUGGUCUCAUAAUACGCAUCCAGUCCUGUGCUCUCUUCACAGCCCUGUGCUCUCUUCACAGCCCUGUGCUCUCUUCAGUCCUGUGCUCUCUUCAGCCCUGUGCUCUCUUCACAGCCCUGUGCUCUCUUCUUUGUGCUGUUAUAUGCUUUGCAUGAAGCAUCAUUCAAUACUAAGUCAGGGCAACUUUGUCAGGGGUGUCACUAUGGUUGAAAAAUUAAUAUUAAUUAGUUUAAAUUAGGGGUUCCCAAUCCCCGGACUGGUACCGAGCUGAGGAACACUGGGGAUUUUGUGGAGGGUUUAGUCAAUUUCCAAAAAAUAAAAUACAUAUUUUAAUAUAUAAUAAUUUAAAUCUUUAUGACCCCACAUGUCUGUGCAUUCUGUUCAUCUGAAAAAAUGGGAAUAACUCAAUUCAUGAAACCACCGAUUGAUGCGGCGGAUGUAUGAUGUAAACCGGGUCACAUAAUCAAAAGGUUGGGAAAUCCUAAUUUAAAUAAUAUGUUCUCAUUUAUUAUCAUUAAAUUCAUACCCCCUGGUAAAGGUUUUGCUCCCUUUUUCAUAAAUCCCUAGUGAUUUCUUGUACUGUAUAUUUUUUCUCUAAGGUAUGAUUACCACAGUUACUGCUAUAACAACUGGUUUCCCCGCUAAAAAAAAGAUUUUGGCAUCCUUUAGAAAAAAUCAAUAUGUAUUUAGAAGAUACAGAUAGAUAUAGAUCCUGCUUAAGGUUGGGAGAUGAUUUCUGCAAUUGAGCCAAUGGCCACCCACCGGCCCAGUGCACGCGUGAAAGACUGUGUCCGACGAGCUUUGCGGCAGGGGCUGACGCCAUCGUCCAUAUGCCCACCGCAUGCUCUGCCCGCGCCAGCUUGCAUGCUCCCGGCGCACUGCACAAUCCACUGAGGCCUCUGCAUCCCACUGUACCUCAGAUUGAGCUCGACACGCUCCCUGCUCGGAAACGUCAGUCAUCUAUUACCUAGAGCUGACAUCAUGACAAUCGUGUCUCCUUUAAUCAGCGUGGCGCUGACUGUGACAUCACUAACAGCACCAUCCACUCUGCCUCCAUCAUCUUCUUGCACUCUAACGUCACUCAGGAAGAGAGAGGAAACUGAAGGAGGUGUUGUUGCUUUCAAUGGACACUGAAACAUGCGCACAAUCACGAAUGCACUCCCUCGCAUGGCAAGCUGCACGCGCUCUGAAACGUGUGAGUACAUGCUUGUGUAACAGUUGACACACUUGGGUAUCAUUGGGGCUGUAAUUCUGUACUGUUCACCAGUGUGAUGUCCGGGACUAGGCUUGGCCAUGAGAGCUCAUCACCGGUACCAGGGCCUGGCACAGACGCUCUGCUGCCAUGGGUGACCGUGAGGUACUGCCAGGCUAACCGGCUGCUGGUAAGACCACCUCCCAGCUUGGCUCCUUUGCCGGCCGUCUGCCUAGGUUAGAGAGACAGUAGAACUUGGGUUAGCAUUCGGGUUAGGGUUACAGUGAGAAGAGAUUUAGAAGAAAGGUGUAAAGUCUAAGAUCAGCCCCUUAGCUUGACUCACCAUGUUAUGCAACCUAUCACAAACUAUCCAGCCUGAUGGUGAUUUAGGGGUGGGUCCACUGUGAUUUCCAUGAAAGUGCCUGGCCUGCGCGUGCAUGUGCAUGUGCGGCCCUGUUUGAAGUGUGUGUUCAUUGCUGAUCACAGAGACAUUGACUUGAUGGGCAUAAAGAAAUGAGUUUCCCUGCAUGAUGCAAAGUAUUUUUGAAUGGGAGAGCCAUCUGACCACACAGCUACUUCAAAGCAGACAAGUCGACUUCUUCCCAGCUAUAGCCUUAGUCUAAUUGUGUAGUCCUUAUGUUUAUGGGCGUACUUCUCAUUCUUGUCUACAAUAUCUGCCUGUUUAGGUGGAACUUUUACGUUCAGUAAAACCGCUAUGGUAAAACAAA
This is a messenger RNA of Brienomyrus brachyistius, 4293 nucleotides long. Its product is annotated as claudin-20-like. NCBI's taxonomy places the organism in Eukaryota, Metazoa, Chordata, Actinopteri, Osteoglossiformes, Mormyridae. Gene Ontology annotation, cellular component: bicellular tight junction; plasma membrane. Gene Ontology annotation, molecular function: structural molecule activity. The record is from RefSeq and is a predicted model, not a curated record. The transcript has 2 exons. The coding region runs from base 362 to 1249 and encodes 295 amino acids. Gene Ontology annotation, biological process: cell adhesion; bicellular tight junction assembly.